AUGCGCACUAGCUGCACACUCCAGCCCUGGCUCCGCCCCCUCCCUGACGUCACCCAGGAGGCGGGGAGCGUCUACAAGGAGCAGACAGAGGCGGAUGCGGAGGGGGUGGAGGAGGGGAAAACGGAGGAGGAGGAGGUGGCACGGCGGGACGGCACCUCCCGGAGGGCGGAGCGGAGGGACGGCUGCAGUCAGGUGACCAGAGCCCGGAGCCCGCUGGACCUCGGGAGCCGGCCGGGCUGGAGAGCCCUAGCUGCUGUGGUCGGAGCUGUCUACCUGCUGCGUGUGAAUCCUUUCAUCCCCACCAUGGUCUGGAAGAACUUUGGCUCCACUGUGCUUGCUGCUGAGAACUUCUCCAGCUGUCCCAACGGCUCCCCUUGGAUCUGGGAUGUGUUCAAUGAGUGUGCCCAGGACGGGUGGGACAUAGCCAGCGUGGUCCUGGGCUUGUCUUCCAUAUUCUGUUUUAUUGCUGCUACCUUCCCCCAGUACAUCAAGGCCUGCAGGACGGGCAACAUGGACCAGGCGAUCUCCGUUUGGUUCCUGUUGGGUUGGCUAGGUGGAGACUCCUGUAACCUCAUUGGCUCUUUCCUCGCCAAUCAGCUACCUCUGCAGACCUACACUGCCAUCUACUAUGUGCUGGCUGACCUCCUAAUGAUAUCUCUGUACUUCUACUACAAGUACAAAAACCGGCGCUCCUUAAUAUCAGCCCCCAUCAAUGCAGCCUUCCUCUUCAUCUCCUUCGGGGCAGUGUCAGCCAGCCCCCUCCUCCUCCAGCUCAGCCCCUCAGCCCCACAGGAAGUCUUCCGGAGCAGGACCCUCCUGAAUAUAGAGCUCACAGAUAAACCCUUCACCAAACAGGAGAUCAUUGGCUUCACCAUCGGCUCCAUCUCCAGUGUACUGUACCUGAUGUCUCGUCUGCCCCAGAUAUAUACCAAUUUCCAGAGGAAGUCCACCCAAGGUAUAUCCUACUCCCUCUUUGCCUUGGUGAUUUUGGGUAACACGAUGUACGGGCUGAGUGUGCUCCUGAAGAAUCCUGAGGCCGGGCAGACCGAGAGCAGCUUCCUGCUCCACCAUCUCCCCUGGCUUAUCGGCAGCUUGGGCGUGCUGCUGCUGGAUGUCAUCAUCUCCAUUCAGUUCCUCAUCUAUAGAAAGCAGCCUUCCUUCCCUGAGAGAGAGCCCCUGCUGGGCCAGAGUCCCAGCUGAUGGUGUGCCAGGGCCAGGACCAGGAUGGCCAAAGGACCAGGCAGACACCGAGGCAAGGAGGGGAUCAUGGAAAGAAGAUGGAAGUGCUGCCCACCCCCCCGUCAGGAUGGGCUUAAGUGCUAAGGAAGGAACCAGCGUUGGUGGGGCAGAGGGGGGCCCUAAAAGCCUCCUGUCUCUUGCUGUCCUCCUGCCUGAGUCUUCUACCCUCAGAUCUCUGAAAACCUCCGUGAGCCUGCUCCCCUCCUUCUGUGAGCCAGGACUUGCCUCUCCAGGGAGCAGACCCCACUGGCACCCCAGCUUGGACCUCAGGCUCCCAGACAGAGCAGGAUGGGCAGGAAUUUGUGGUCAGAUACCAGGAUGCUUCCCCUCAGGCCCUUCCUCGGCUGGAUUACACUCCCCCCGACCCCUGACUUCCCCAGGGGCUGGCCUCUGGUCCCCACAACUCAACUAGCAGUUUCUCCUUCCCCUACAUUUUACCCAGCACCAAAUUUACUAGUAAAAUCCAUC
Molecule: messenger RNA, 1707 nt
Organism: Trichosurus vulpecula (common brushtail)
Lineage: Eukaryota; Metazoa; Chordata; Mammalia; Diprotodontia; Phalangeridae
Gene: SLC66A1
Product: solute carrier family 66 member 1
Exons: 9
Coding region: 1-1200 (399 amino acids)
Source: RefSeq, a predicted model, not a curated record